Meriones unguiculatus (Mongolian gerbil) is the source of this 1049-nucleotide messenger RNA. It is a transcript of the gene Ppbp, whose product is annotated as pro-platelet basic protein. The coding region runs from base 104 to 460 and encodes 118 amino acids. Gene Ontology annotation, molecular function: chemokine activity; CXCR chemokine receptor binding. The record is from RefSeq and is a predicted model, not a curated record. Gene Ontology annotation, cellular component: extracellular region. The transcript is spliced from 3 exons. Gene Ontology annotation, biological process: chemokine-mediated signaling pathway; inflammatory response; cellular response to lipopolysaccharide. Lineage: Eukaryota; Metazoa; Chordata; Mammalia; Rodentia; Muridae.
UCAGGAGGCAUAUAAAGGCACGUAGCAGCGGUGCUGUGGGCAGCAGCUGGUCCUCUCAUCGAGUCUCCUGGUUCAGGACACAGUUAGCUCACUCUUCACCACCAUGGGCUUCAGACCCAGACCUACGCCCUCCUCCGUCAAGGCCAGCCCACUUCACAACCCACGGGUGCUGGCGCUGCUGGCGCUGCUCCUUGUCGCCCUGGCUCCCAUGACCACAGGACAACGGAAGGGAAAUUUAGCGGAUGACGUGGAACCGUAUGUUGAGUUGCGCUGCAGAUGUCCCAAUGUAGUCUCUGGAAUCCCACUCCGUAAUAUCGCCUCCGUGAAUGUGCUCAAGCCAGGAGCUCAUUGUGCCAACUUGGAAGUGAUAGCCACGCUGAAGGAUGGGAGGAAAACCUGCCUGGACCCAGACGCUCCUGCCGUCAAGAAACUGGUCAUGAAAAUCUUGGAAGGCUAUUGACCAGCUGCUGCAAAUGUCGGCUUCCUGCCAAACCAUUUCAGGGGGGAGGAGGGGUGAGGUUUUUGAACUCCGGACUUUCUAGAGUCAUUUUCCAUUCUGGAAUUGGGAUACACUUUCAUUCUUUCUCAGAAAUCACAGUGUAUUCUAAGAAGGUGUUUUGAAGAAUGACACAAAGUAGAUGAAAAUGACACACUAAGUUGUAAUUUAUGGCUUAUUUCUGCAAUUCUUGGCUAAACAUUGUGCUAUAUUUUGCAUUUAUUUAUUUGAAGCUUUCUUUCCAGACACAUUGCGUUAAGUUUUCUUUCUGUGUUUUUUUGAAUUAUUUCUUUUAGUUUUGAGAUUAUAAUGGCACCACUUUCCCCUUUCCUUUCUUCCCUCCAAGCCCUUCAGUAUACCUUUCCUUGCUUGCUCUUGACAAAUUUCACAGUGGUCAGUGAAAAUAGGAAUUGCCUGUAGCCAAGUAGGGUAUAUUUGCUCAGUGGAUUCUUGAGUUUUUACAGUCUCCUUAGCCCUACAAAGCCUGUUUCCAAGCAACCUCUAACAUUUGUUUUAACCUUCAAACUGAACAUAAUAAAGUCAUAGACUCUAA